GUAGAAAGCUUCUUUAAAACUAAAUAUUAAAGCGUGUUUACGUUCAAAAAUAGUCUAAAUUAAACAACUUGUGAGUUUCUUGUUAGUGACUUUGUGAAAACUUUGAAUAAAUAACAAUGGCGGCUACUCAAACAGCUUUUCAAAUUGCUCAAGAUUCUGAAAAGGAAAAUCCUCGCAACAUGAAAACUAUGGCUGGAGGAAAAUCUCAUAUUUUACAGCCACUAGGUGCCACCUUAGGUGGCGGUGUUGGUGGUGGCGUCUCUUCGAAACAAGGACGCGCCAAUUUUGCCGUACUUAAUUCAAAUGCCAAUGCUCGUGUACACUUAACAGCCGGCAGUGGUGUUAUCGCUGCCAACAACAAUCACAAUAACAAAGUGGCUUUUCGUGAUGUUGGCAAUGUUAAGGGCAACAAUAACAACAACAACAACAAAGAUGAUACAACAGCAUUGGCGGCAAAAAAAUCAACAAUUGUACCAGUGGAACAAUUUAAAACAUUUUCAGUUUAUGAAGAUUACAAUGAAGUGGAAGAGGUUGUACAGCAUCAACAACAGCAGUCAGUGGUGGUAAUAACGAAACAAAAUGAAACAACUGCAGCUACAGCAACUAGUCAUGAUGUUGUUGAUAAAGAAAAUGUUUAUCAUCAAAAACAACAGCAACAUCGUUUCCAACAGCAUAUUUUAACAGACCGAAGUGAAAUCCAUAAAUAUGAAGAGAAUGAAUAUAUCUUGGAUACCACCCCCAUGUCGGUUUCUGAUGUCUUAUCGCCCAUGUCUGUGGAUCGUUCAGCAUCGGCUUCGCAUUUAUUCGACGAUAGCAAUUCUAAAUUGGAAAUUGCUGAUCAAUCAGAUGAUAAAGAUGCAUUACCACGUAAUGAUCGUCAACGUUUCUUUGAAGUUGUGGAAUACCAGCGUUCGAUUCUAGAAUAUUUUCGCGAAAGUGAGAAAAAACAUCGUCCCAAACCUCACUAUAUGCGACGUCAAACUGAUAUCAACUACUCAAUGCGCACUAUACUCGUAGAUUGGCUAGUGGAAGUUUCCGAAGAAUACAAUUUGGAUACUGAAACUUUGUAUUUGUCCGUAUCCUAUAUUGAUCGUUUCCUCAGUCACAUGUCGGUGGUACGCAAUAAAUUACAAUUGGUUGGCACGGCUGCCAUGUAUAUUGCAUCAAAAUAUGAAGAAAUCUAUCCACCAGAUGUAGCUGAAUUUGUUUUCAUAACCGAUGAUACCUACAAUAAGGCUCAAGUUUUACGCAUGGAACAGAUUAUUUUGAAAAUUUUAGCUUUUGACUUGUGCACACCCACUGCCUAUGUAUUCAUUAACACCUAUUCCGUGCUUGUUGACAUACCCGAUAAAGUGAAGUUUCUCACUUUGUACAUUGCUGAAUUGUCUUUGCUGGAAGCUGAUCCCUAUUUACGUUUCCAUCCUUCACUUAUUUCGGCUGCUUCUUUGGCUUUGGCCCGUCAUUUAUGCAAUUUACCCAUUUGGUCUGCGGAAUUGGAAGAAAUCACUACUUACCGUAUGGAGGAUUUGAAAGAGGUCUUCCUGUGUUUGUGUAAAACUCAUAAUGCUGCUGCAGCUUUGCCUCAACAGGCUAUACAGGAGAAAUAUAAGGCAGAAAAACACCGUCAUGUUUCAACUAUAACAUCCCAGAAUAUCUCCGAAGAACAAUUUGAUGAAAUUGUAAAAAAAUACAAUGAAUUGUCUGAAAAAAGUAAAGAACAAAUUAAUGGCGCAGCUACAGGGUCUAAUACAACAACGUCAUCUUCGUCAAAAGUUAAUUUGUUUUUUAAGUUUUAAGUUAAUUUAAAUGUUUCAUUUCUUUUUGUUUUAUGUAUUUUUUCGUUUUUUAUUAUUAAAUUUAAGAAAAGAAACAAUGAGGAAUUUUAGAUUUUAGCUAAUAAUUUUUAUAUAAAAUUAAUAAUUGAUUUUGAUGAAUUUAAUUUCAAUUAUUAUUAUUUUAUUUUAAACAAAGCAAAACAACAACAAAAACAUAAGUAGACCAUUUAAUUGGGCGCUCAAAAUAAUUAUUAUAAUUUUGUUGUGUCUCUUUUAAAUGUAAUUUAAAAAUAUUUAUUAAAAAUUAAUAAGAAUUAUUACAAAAAAAAAAAAUAAUGGCAAAUAAAAUAUCAUGCUUUAACAAAAAGAAAAAAAAAAACUUUGAAACUGAUAUUUGCAGUAAUACAAAACGAACAAACAAACCUAGAAAAAAAAACAAAAUUUUCUUUUAAAGAAAAUUAAAACAUUUUUUUUAUUAAAAUAAAUAUCUUUUUGGACAAAAUUCAAAUGUUUUGUCAUUUUGAAAAGAUUUCAUAAACUAUAACUAUUAGCAUUUUAUAAAAAAAACAAGCUGUAUUUAUUUGCCAUUAUAAACAAAUUUUAAUUAUAUUUUGUUAACUUUAAGUCAGUAUAUUUUAAAAACUAUUUCUAUGUUUCUACUUUUAAACACAAUUUAUAUACUCCAUAAAAUUCUUUAAAUAUAUAAUUCUAUAUUUUUAUAUUUAAAAUGUCAUGACACCCCUAGAGUCAUCUAUUAUUUAUAUAUUGUAAAAACUAAUUGUUUUUGUCACUGUUUCAAGUUCUGUGAACCCAAAAGAAGAAAAAUAAUCUCAAAAUAUAUACAAUAACAAUAUACAUGUCGCAAAGAAAUUUUAUAACACACAAUCUAUUUUAUGAAAAGCAUAUAUUAUCAUUAGGGUUCUUUAAUCAGUUUAAAUUUACAUUACUCAACAGUAUCUUCAGUGCGUCCUUGAUGUUUUUUCACUGUUGCAUUUGUCACAUUCUCACCAUUCUGCUGAAACAGUUUUAUUCUCUGCUAUAGAAACCAUCAUUACUUUAAGUUAAACUGAAGACUUUACAAGAAUUAGGCUACAUUUUAGAAAAAUUUUCUUUGCAUGUAAUUAUACCGUUUCUAUUUAUAUUUUGCUUGUACGAAUGCUAUGAAAUUACAAUUAUAUAGUUUUUAUGCAAGGCCUUUUAAAAUUUCUAAUUUUCUCAAAAGCGUUCGAAUAAAGGAAAUUAUCAAGAGAAAUUCAAUUUAGUUAUAUUAGGGGAUUCAGAAGCCUACCUACAAAGUUAAACUCCCAGCAAAUGAUAUUAAUCAGGAGCUACUCCUCUUCUCCAUAAAUAAAUUUUAGAUUACAUUACACAAGAAAAUAAAGAUACACCCAGCACUGUAUUCAAAAUAAUAAUUCUGUUAUAUACAACCUUUCACACAUUUCGUUCGGAAUUUAGUAGUUAUUAUACCUAACGAUUUAAUUUUAGCUUCUUCAGAUUCCGUUGGACUUAGUUAAUUCCCAAAAUAACUAAUAAUUUGACAAAGUUUUGUGUAUUAAAACCAACGUUAAGUUUUUGUAAAUGAAAUUCAUUAAACAUUUUGGAAACACCAAUAAUUAGAAACAAAUAUCAAUUCCACUUGGAAAACUGAAAGUGAUAUCAUUUCGAAAAAACUUUUCGUUUUACUUUUCUGAAGGAGCAAAAUAAUUAAUAAUUUAUACUUUCGAUCGGAAUGUGGAAUUCUGUGACAGUGGGGAUAGAAGAGAGAAAAAGCAUUU
This is a messenger RNA of Calliphora vicina (urban bluebottle blowfly), 3550 nucleotides long. RefSeq names its product cyclin A (gene CycA). The record is from RefSeq and is a predicted model, not a curated record. Gene Ontology annotation, biological process: mitotic cell cycle phase transition; regulation of cyclin-dependent protein serine/threonine kinase activity. Lineage: Eukaryota; Metazoa; Arthropoda; Insecta; Diptera; Calliphoridae. Gene Ontology annotation, molecular function: cyclin-dependent protein serine/threonine kinase regulator activity. Bases 117 to 1796 code for a protein of 559 amino acids. The transcript is spliced from 7 exons. Gene Ontology annotation, cellular component: nucleus; cyclin A2-CDK2 complex; cytoplasm.